This is a messenger RNA of Anopheles maculipalpis, 3468 nucleotides long. Its product is annotated as mucin-2-like. Lineage: Eukaryota; Metazoa; Arthropoda; Insecta; Diptera; Culicidae. The transcript is spliced from 3 exons. Bases 1 to 3468 code for a protein of 1155 amino acids. The record is from RefSeq and is a predicted model, not a curated record.
AUGCAGCUUUCCAUAGUUUCGAUACUUUGUAUUGCCUUGGCGGUAGGCUUGACAACCGGAAUUCCUUUAUUUUACGAAAGCGCCAAAGUGUUAAACAAGGUGGAAUUUUCGGAUCUCAACAUCGAUGGUGAUCGGAUCGAUCCGUUGAUUGAUGAGUCUGAGGAGGAGGAACAGCUACGCAACAUCACCGUAAGCAGUCACUCUGAUAUAAGUGAAAAUGAUGAAAACGAUGCAACGGAAAGUGCCGAAGCAAGCGAACAAACACAGACAGUGCUUAAAGUGACGGUUAUUGAUUCGAAUAUUUUAACGGAUGAGGAUGUUACUGGUGUGCCACAGUUUGCAACGACAGAAGCAACUAAAGAAGUAUUAACUACAACCGAAAUACCUACAAUUACAAUAGCAGAGACUAUAACAACGCUAACUACAGAACUAAUGCCAAAUAUAUCAACGAUCGAUAUCGAUCCGAAAGAAGAGACUGUAGCUUUGAAUGGCAUAUCGAUAACGACGAAUGUGAUUGAUAGUGAUACAAGCUUUGAAGUAACAACAGUUUUACCAGCAGUAGAUGAACAAAAUCUAAAUGAAAAUGAAAUCACAACAACUAUUCUGCCUAUCACUAUACAACCGAAUAUGGAGAUAGAAUAUGUUCGAACAGAAAAUUUGCCAGAAACUUCUUCAACAGCUGUGCUUUUGUCCUCGGAGGAUACUACAGAUUUUGAGUAUAGCACAACAACAGAACUAAUCAAGGAAAGUGAAACAGAAACAGCUUUGCCACCAAUAACUGGAAUGAUAUCUGAAUUGGAUACUACGUCUACAGUAGAUCCUGUAACUUACACGACUACCACCGAUGUUACAGAAACGAAAACUGUAACAAUUGUUUCAGAAACGGAUAUGGAACAAUUAUUAACAACAAACGUCGUUUCAUCUAUCCUGACGACAGAAACCGGAAAAACUUCAACAGAAGAAAUAACCACUGCAACAAUUCCUGCAAGUACUGAGACGAACGUGAUAACGGAUUCACAUCUGCUGGAUGCUACUACGGUAAUGGCGACAGAAGCUACACAAAGUACAACAGAGAAUAACGUAUCAAAUGAAGUUAUUAUUACGGAGAGUGUUGCUGUCGAAUCUACCAGUUCAAGUUUAGAUGUUGAAAAUCAAGAAGCGUCAACGACAGUUUCUUCUGGCACAGUCAAUGUAAUAGAAAAUGAAAGCAGUGCAGAAAAUACCGUAACGGAAAGUGAUACAGUGACAGACUUUAGCACAACUGACACAACUACAGCACUUCAAACAGCUUUGUUACCAGAAGAAGUCGUGUCGAGUACAGCAGGUGUUUUGGAAGAAGAUGUCACUACUAUCGUGCCGGUCGCCAGAGAGCUUACAACUGUUAUUGAAUUUAGUGAAACGGCGACUAUUGAGUCAACAGAAAAAAAUCUUUCAAACUCUAGCAUCCCUUUUUCCGAAGAAAUCACAGUAAAACCGGGUAGUGAAUCAACAGAAGCUAUAACUUCUUCUACAUUAGAAUACGUUACGGAAACGAUCACGAGCUUGCAAACACAUUCAAUUACUGAAAAAGAAAUCGUAAUUGACGAUACCACCAGAAGCGAAAGUGAGCAUGAGUUGUUAAAUAAUGCAAGUGAAUAUAUUGAAACGACGAGUGUUAGUUCCUAUAGUAGUGAAACAGGAGAACAGAAUGAAUCUGAAUUAGCAACGACAAUAGCGGUUGAUAAUGAAUUUGUUGUAACAACGAUGAGUUUGACGGAAGGAGUUGCUUUUACUACCACUGAACAGUCGGCAAGCAUGACAACUGUAAGUACGAUCUCAACCGAAAGUGAUGGAGAAGCUACAACCAAAUUAUCUACAGUAAGAAACGUUGAAACAUCAGAAGAAAAUGGAGUUAAACAACUCCCCGAAAGUGUACCGGUUACAAUCGCAAGUAUAGAAACCUCGUCCGCUGAAACGGUAGAUGAUCAAAUGCCAACAAUUUCAGUUACCGAGGCUUCACUACAUUCCACUGAAGCAACAGAGAAGCCUUCGGAAAACGAGGCGUUCGGAACUGAAGCGACGAUCGCUCCUGACAGUUCUACGACGAGUUCAGUCGAUCCAUCUACUACUGCGAUGAUAACGAAGGAACCUAAUUUGCCCACAACUGAUGUCCAUACAAGCAAAGAAACGUUGUCCACUGAAGCUGAAGAUGAUCCGUUGCCAACAAAUUCAGUUACGUCACUAGAGUCCACUGAAACAACAGAGAUGCCUUCUGACAACGAACCGAUCGGUACUGAAGCGAUGAUCACUUCAGAGAGUUCUCCGACAUUUGCCGUCGAUCCAUCUACUACUACAAAAAUGGCGGAUGAAACAAAUUUGCAUGUUUAUCCAAGUAUAGAAACAUUGUCCACUGAAGCUGAAGAUGAUCCGUCCCCAACAAAUUCGGUUACCGAGGCUUCACUACAGUCCACUGAAACAUCAGAGAUGUCUGCUGAAAACGAACCGAUUGGAACUGAAGCGACGAUCGCUCCUGAGAGUUUUACGACGAGUUCCGUCGAUCCAUCUACUACCUCGACGAUAACGACGGAAACAAUUUUGCCCACGACCGAUGUGUAUUCAAGCAUAGAAACAUCAUCCACUGAAACUGAAGAUGAUCUAACGUCAACAAAUUCAGUUACCGAGCCCUCACUACAUUCCAUUGAAGCAACAGUGAUGCCUUCUAACAACGAACCGAACGGUGAUGUAUCAACGAUCACUGCCGUCGAUCCAUCUACUACUGCGAUGAUUACAAAGGAAACAAAUUUGCCCACGACCGAUGUCCAUCCAAGCAUAGAAACAUCAUCCACUGAAACUGAAGAUGAUCUAACCUCAACAAAUACAACUACCGAGGCUUCACUACAGUCAACUGAAGCAACAGAGAUGUCUGCUGAAAAUGAACCAAACGGAAUUGAAGUGACGAUCGUACCUGACAGUUCUACUUCAAGUACCGUCGAUUCAUCUACUACUGAGACGAUAACGACGAUAACUAAUUUGAUCACGAUCGAUGUUAAUCCAAAUGAAGAAUCUUUCCUUUCAUCUAAGAAGGGAACUACUGAUGAGGAGGAGCUUUCAUCGAAAGCAGCGAUCACCGUACUAGCAUUGGUUACUGCCCCACCACCAAUACUUUCUACAACGCACAGCUCUAGCACGGUGUUGUUAACUGAAACCUCGCACAAAACCACCGAAACCCUCACAACGAUAUUAAUGCCUACCCAGCCGGUUAUCCUCGAACAGACUACAGUGCAAAGUAAACCGGCCGUUGUUACCUUUUCCGAAAUUACGUCCGAUUCCCCAUCCACAUCCUCUGCUGCGCCGCGAUUUGAGCAGGAAGCGUCACUAGAUGCACUCACCACAACGGAUAUGGACAGCGGUGCUCGCCAACAUUGGCCACAGCCGUACCUUUCCUUCGUAUCUUUACCACUUGUUACAUUACUGGCCCUUCUCCUUUGA